UUGUGAUUUGCGUGUUUCCCCCCUGUUUCUUAAGGUCACUGGUCUUUGAAUCCGGUGUCUACACAGGAAUUUUUCACGAUGGGCUCCUCUUCUCCCGCCCUGUCGACCCUUGCUGGUCCGACCUAUGUUACCGCUCAGACUCUCAUCCAACAGGUCGCUUAUGUGCUGAGUGACAAGAUCUUUUCCUAUUCCCCAGAAUCCUUCGACCUAGACGCUGCUCUCCGUGACUGGGCCUCGAAGAAGGAGACAAAUGCCAAUGGCGAAUCGCCUAGCGUCCAGACUAUGGAAACCCGCCAGGGCGCUGGAAACAUCGCUCUUGGAUACCUCUUCUCUCAGGAUUUUGACCUGAAGAAGCGUCACGUUCCUCAGGGUAUCGUCGCUUCCUCCGCAACCCUGCCGUACAUGCGCGCAGCCCUGGAGCAGCUCUCCCUUCUCUACUCUGUUGCGAGCCCCGUUGCCGCACACGUCGCCGCUGUUGACUAUGCUGGCGAAGACGGACUGGUCUCCGAUUAUGUCUCCGCGCUCGCUCUCGCCGAAGAGCUGGGUUUGGGCCUUGUAUCGAGUGCCUCUGCUCACGAAUCCCAGCAUAUGGCUCUCCUCACAACCCUGCUUGCCACUAUCCUACCCUCGAUCCAUAUCUAUGACGGAGUCCGCGUUGGACGCGACAAUACCCGCGUUAUCGAUGUUCUUGACCAGGCAGGUCUUAACCGUGCAUAUGAGUCUGUGCGCAAGACGUUGGAUGGCGAACGCAGCCGCCACCUCGACACCCAGGGCAAGCUGCUUGAGCUGAUUCAGUCCUUGAACGGCGAACUUGGCACUGACUAUCGCGCCUUCGAAUACAGUGGCCAUGCUGAGCCUGCUUCUGUUUUGGUUGCCUUUGGCACCGUCGAGGCCUCUCUCACUGCCCAGGUUGCUCGCUCCCUAGCUAAGGAUGGUAUUCGCGUUGGUGUUAUCAAUGUUCGUGUUUACCGUCCCUUUGUCGAGGAAGAAUUCCUCAAGGUCCUACCGAAGUCUGUCAAGACCGUCGGCGUGCUUGGCCAGGUUGCAAGUGAGCAGGCUGUGCAGGAGCAGGGUGUUCGCUCCACCCUCUACGAGGAUGUCCUCGCUGCUCUGGCAUUUGCUACUGAUCGUGAGCAGACACCAUCUUGCGUGGACAUCAAAUAUGCUCGGUCUCAGCGCUGGGAUCUGAUCAGCAUUGCCGCUUCAUUCCAGCUCAUCUGUGACAAGCCAAUUGUUCAGGCUGAUAGUGCCUCUGAGCCUCUCCAGCUGUUGGACCCCUCUAUUGUGCAGGAGUACACCUUUUGGGAUGUCGACACCUCUGUCUGCAGUGAUGCCGCCACUCUCCUCUCCCAAGCUCUGGCAGCUGAUUCCGCCGGUAACGUCACCACUAGCACUGCCUACGAUAAUAUUAUUCAGGGUGGUGUGGUUCGCGUUGAUGUUCGCAAGAGCUCCAAGAUCCUGGACGCUCCUUAUUCAAUUACCGCCGCCGAUACCGCAUAUGUUGGUGACGUCAAAUUAUUGAGCGAGGUUGAUAUCACUGCUUCCGUCAAGAACGGCGGCAAGCUGAUUUUGAACGUUCCCGGAGUGAAGGAUGAUGAACUGGAAAAGAAACUGCCUGCUGCUUUCAAACAGGCAGUCGCCGAGCGUGGCAUCUCUCUUUACCUCGUCGAUCCUGCCGCUACUGGAGACUCUUCUCUUGACUCCCUUGUCCUGCAGGUUGCCUUCCUCCGCGUGGCUCUUCCUUCUCUAGAAGCAGUGGGUAUUAAGAAGCUUGCCUCGAUCUCCGGAAACGCAGAGUCCCUCGAGACCGUCAGCAAAGACCUGAACACCCUUCUCCGCCAGGCGGAAAUCCCAGAGUCCUGGAGGAUCCCUGAAGAGGGUGCCCAGGCUCCCCAGCUCCUGAAGGACUUGUCCCCCAACAGCUUCGUGUCAUUCAACAAGGAAGAAGCUGAGCCUGCCACCAAUCUGAAGGACUGGCAGACUGCUGCAAAGGGCCUAGUUUUCAAGGAAGCCUACGGUGCUAAGACUGCCCUCCGCCCCGACCUUGCCACCAAGAGCUUCACUGUUCACGUCAAGGAAAACAGACGCCUUACCCCCAUCACCUAUGACCGUAACAUCUUCCACAUUGAGUUCGACUUGGGUGACUCUGGUCUUAAGUACGAUAUCGGCGAGGCCCUGGGCGUUCACUGCGAGAACGAUCCUAAGGGUGUUGCCGAAUUUAUCGAAUUCUACGGCUUGAACGCUGACGACGUCGUUGAAGUGGCUAGCCGUGAGGAUGCUGCAGUUCUCGAGAACCGCACUGUGUAUCAGGCCCUGGUCCAAAACGUUGAUAUUUUCGGUCGCCCUCCCAAGCGCUUCUACGAAGCUCUUGCCGAAUUCGCCACCGACGAGAAGGAGAAGAAAGAUCUGCUCACCCUUGGCGGUCCCGAGGGUGCUGAGGAAUUCAAGCGCCGUGGUGAGGUCGAAACUGUCACCUUUGCUGAUAUCCUGGUCGAAUACCCCUCUGCUCACCCCGACUUCCAUGACCUGAUCCGCAUCGUGGGCCCCCUGAAGCGUCGCGAGUACUCGAUCGCCUCUUGCCAGAAGGUCACCCCCACCACUGUGGCCCUGAUGAUUGUCGUCGUCAACUGGGUCGAUCCUCGCGGCCGCAGUCGUCUGGGUCUGGCAACUCGCUACCUCAGCGGCCUGCAGCCCGGCAGCCCCGUUACCGUGAGCGUCAAAUCCAGUGUGAUGAAGCUGCCCCCCAAGUCCACCCAGCCCAUCAUCAUGGCCGGUCUGGGAACCGGUCUUGCUCCCUUCCGUGCCUUCGUCCAGCACCGUGCUCUGGAGAAGGCCCAGGGCAAGGAAAUCGGCGCCGUCUUGCUUUACAUGGGAUCCCGUCACCAACGCGAGGAAUACUGCUACGGUGAGGAGUGGGAGGCUUACCAGGAAGCUGGCGUCAUCACUCUCCUGGGUCGUGCCUUCUCCCGCGACCAGCCCCAGAAGAUCUACAUCCAGGACCGCAUGCGCGAGACCAUCCCUGAGAUCGUCCAGGCUUACAUCCGUGAGGAGGGAGCCUUCUAUCUCUGCGGUCCCACCUGGCCUGUUCCCGACGUUACUGCUGUUCUUGAAGAGGCUAUUGCCAUUGAGGCCAAGAACCAGGGCAAGAAAGUGGAGACCCGCAAGGAGAUUGAGAAGCUGAAGGAUGAGGAGAGAUACGUCCUUGAAGUGUACUAAAUAAACUUGCGAAUUGAUGGUUUUGAGUGAGUGGUUCAUUUUUUUCGGAUACUCCACUCAUUUUCAUUUUUUUUUUUCAUUAUUAUUCCCCUCACCCUUUGGUGCAUAAAAAAAUGAUGAUUUGUCUACCUACCCCCCACGUUGGUUGAGCGCGUUUUGAUAUCAUGACUUACACUUACCUACUACCUGCUUGUUGUUGAUAGACAUACUGCUCUUGAGUCGUUUUGGUUUACCAUUAGAUCAGCCUGUCUUUUACUAGAUACAUGUGCCCAGAGGGUAUGAAAUGAUUUUUUUUUUUUUUUUACGAUUCAAUUGUAUGGGUAUCCACUAUAGUUAUACAUACUCCAUAGGCCUCGCCUGUAAC
Messenger RNA from Aspergillus ochraceoroseus IBT 24754, 3580 nucleotides. Its product is annotated as sulfite reductase subunit alpha. Gene Ontology annotation, cellular component: cytosol. Bases 79 to 3216 code for a protein of 1045 amino acids. The transcript has a single exon. Gene Ontology annotation, molecular function: sulfite reductase (NADPH) activity; FMN binding; flavin adenine dinucleotide binding. Lineage: Eukaryota; Fungi; Ascomycota; Eurotiomycetes; Eurotiales; Aspergillaceae. The record is from RefSeq and is a predicted model, not a curated record.